GUGCUAACUAGUGAUGACCAAGGGGGAGUGGAUCUACGGUGGGUGUUCAUUCUACUGUUUAUUCAUUUUCUGUGGACCCAUAUUCCUUUGCCUAUUCUUGAUUUGGAUACAACCGACAAUAGGACACUACCUGGUUGCAGCGUGUGCAUUUAGCCUCAAUUGCAAGAAAGGGUCAUUUUGUGGCUGGGCCAUAGAGAUGACCAGGCUGUGACGGUUGGGUUCUCUCUCUGUCUGUGGACCAACCCUGGCAUGGCUACUGCUAGGAAGAGCUCCGCAGCAAAGGCGGGAGGAGUUGGUUUCUCAGAAGAGCCAGCUGCCGGCACGCCGUCCCAUGUCCACUUUGAUGAGAAGCUCCACGACUCUGUCGUCAUGGUGAUCCCUCAGCCUGACGGGAACUUUAUGGUCAAGGUUGGUUUCCUGAAGACCCAGCACAAGUAUGAGAUUGUCUUCACCCUCCCGGAGCUUCCAUCACUGGGGAAGGACGCGUCUCCAGCUCCAGUACCCAACCCCCAUAUCCGCAUCACUGAUAUCACUCCUGUACCAGAGGGUGGUCUGAGAGUGACAUGUGAGUACAUGGCCCACCAGGAGGGGGUGCUGUGUGAGGAGGUGAUGCUGGUCAAUGAGAGCCAGGAGGAUGUCUGCGUGGGGGUCAAAGUGCACGCCCGCGUCAUGGACCGUCACCAUGGUACACCCAUGUUGUUGGAAGGAGUGCGUUGUGUGGGAGUGGAGCUGGAGUAUGACUCUGAACAGAGUGACUGGCAAGGAUUUGACUAAACCAGACAAUGUGACACACACACACAAAAGACCAUGCCACAUGUAUUCAAAUUCAACAUCCACUGUACUUCAAACGAUCCCUGACCAUUUCAAGAUGUUAUGGUCCUAAAGGGAGGAUUAAAUUAGGAAAUGGAUAGAAGUUAUUUGAAGUAGUAGCCUGGGUUUUUAAUUUUACAUUCAGGCCGUACUUGGCCGCUAAAAGCUGAAUUGCAGCACACAACGCAUACAAGUAAACAAAUAAAAUCUUACCUUGCUUCAAAAGUAAAACAAACAAGCAUCAAAACCUUUUCUUUUUUUAAAGCAAGUCCAAUGUGAUCCGAUCACUGAGCUUCCCUCAACUAUACUGAACACAAAUAUAAAUCACUGAGCUUCCCUCAACUAUACUGAACACAAAUAUAAAUCACUGAGCUUCCCUCAACUAUACUGAACACAAAUAUAAAUCACUGAGCUUCCCUCAACUAUACUGAACACAAAUAUAAAUCACUGAGCUUCCCUCAACUAUACUGAACACAAAUAUAAAUCACUGAGCUUCCCUCAACUAUACUGAACACAAAUAUAAAUCACUGAGCUUCCCUCAACUAUACUGAACACAAAUAUAAAUCACUGAGCUUCCCUCAACUAUACUGAACACAAAUAUAAAUCACUGAGCUUCCCUCAACUAUACUGAACACAAAUAUAAAUCACUGAGCUUCCCUCAACUAUACUGAACACAAAUAUAAAUCACUGAGCUUCACUCAACUAUACUGAACACAAAUAUAAAUCACUGAGCUUCCCUCAACUAUACUGAACACAAAUAUAAAUGUAGCAUUUAACCAUUUCAGUUAGUUCAUAUAAGGAAAUCAAAUAAAUUCAUUAGGCCCUAAUCUAUGGAUUUCACGACUAGAAAUACAGAUAUGUUGGUCACAGAUACCUUUAAAUAAAAAAGAUAAUGAUCAUGCGGUUUAAUCAGCUUCUUGUUAUGCCACAACCUGUAGGUGGAUGGAUUAUUUUGGCAAAGGAGAAAUGCUCACUAUGGAUGUAAACAAGUUUGUGCACAAAAUGUAAGAGAUGCUUUUUUUGCGUCUGGAAAAGUUCUGGGAUCUUUUAUUUUAGCUCAUGAACCAUGGGACCAGCACUUUAAAUGUUGCGUUUAUAUUUUUGUUCAGUAUAGUUAACAUAUCUGAAAUGCAUCUGUACGAAGUACUGUUGUUAGUACUGUGAUAACACGCUAUCCAACUGCCCAUGCCAUUCCACUGCCUGCCUGCCUGCCCCUAUGUUGUUUAGAAUGUGUUUUCUGAGUAAACCUUUAGGGGGCAACAAAGUUCACGUAAUCAAGCCAGACCAUUUCACCCAGCCUAAACUCAACUGUACCAAUAGGGGGCGACAAAAACCACUAAAAUUAUCCCUCUCAUCUCAAUCCAAAGGUGUAGAGGGAUUCAAAAGGACUUCUUUAAAUGAAAGAAUUUUACGCUAUUAAUCAGUCGCAAGUGCCUACGUUGCUGUACAGCUUUUACCAUCAACAACUGCCUUCUGUCCCGUACUAUCCUAUCUAUCAAGUAUCUCCCCUUCAGGAGUUAAAAGAUUUUGGACUUUAGUGGAUCAACGAUAGCUCAGCCUUCCAAGAUAAUUUUUAUAUCUACAAAACAUUUCAAGUAUAUUUAUAAAAUAUUAAAGAUUGGCGCCAUCAGUACCAUUGGUAGUAAAUCCACACUCCAAUUAGAUUGCCAGUUGUUUUUUGCUCUUUUAAUAUAUUUGAGGCAACAAGAAGAAAUAAAAGACAAACAUUUUGGUUGUUAGCCCACCAUGAAUCUGCCAACAACUAGUAACACUUUAUCUACCCCCAAAGCCCUCACCAUCCUCUCUGAGCACUCAUACUCUCAUUGCAACCUAAUAGUUUAGUAGUCACUGUUUACUGUCAAUAGCUAGUCAAUGUAAAUGUAUAUUCCGAUCCAAUAAGAAUGUCAAGUAUCUAGCAUAAAACAUAUCCUAAUUUCACAUAGCUAAACGGACAAAGCCCUGUUUUAAAUAUUAUUAUUUUUAUAUCGGACAAUCUUCAUGUGUUAACUGUGUUCGGCCUUAAUUGAGGAGAACCUGUAUAUCGUUUGUGUUUGUAUAAGAGGCUCUAAUGUCUUAAAGUUAUACCUUGUUGUUAUGGUGUCCAUACUAAAUCCAUGCUCCAGGGUAGGGGUCAAUUCCAUUUCAAUUCAGGAAGUACAUUUGAAAUUCCAGUUCUUUUCAAUUAGGAAAAUGUGGAAUUGGAAUUAGUUUACUUUCUGAGUUGACUGGAAUGGAAAUGUCCUGAACCCUGCCAUGCUUCAAAAGCUAGUGAGACCGAGUGUGGAUUCAGUUUGGAUACAAGGCCAUCUUGUCCUUUUGAAUAGAAAAGAGAGGGCACUAUUGUUCAUGCAGUCAGACUUCUCAAAAUAAUAUCCUUAGCCCAUAUUGUGAUGGGCAUCAUAGCAGGUUUGGGGUCAAUUCCAUUUAAAUUCCAGUCAAUUCAGAAUGUAAACCAAAAUCCAAAUGGUCCGAAUUGAAAUGUCAGUGUACUUUCUGAAUUGACUGAAAUUGAAAUGGAGUUGACCCCAGCUCUGGUUGUUGGGUAAUUGUACUGAGGGGUUACGGUACUAGGGGGGGUGUGGCAUUUUGUCAGUCGAUAUACAAUACAUGUUCCUUCAUUGGUGUUUGCUACUAUGGUCUGUGUUCUUUUCUUAUACCAUAAAACAAAGUUUAAGUGCUUAUCAAGAAACACUUCCAAAAGGACUGAUUUGAGGUAGAAAGAAGUUAGAGCACUCAACAACAAAGCAGGGCUGUAUUUAUUUUAGCUCACUUUAAUCCAUUCUAUGCCGAUGUGAACAGGUGGAUGUCAAGCUGACAAUAAAUCAAUGUCAGAUUUAAAAUAAAAUGAAAUUGUUUAGUGCUCCAUCUUCAUUCGACUUCAAAUGAGUCCUUUUGGAAGUUUAAGCGCUUCUCGUGAAUUGUUGUUAUUGUUGUUGAGCACCUUUGUCUGCUGAAGUGUGAAUGCCCACCUGAACUAAUAAAGUUUGUGUUUAAUUGUG
Messenger RNA from Oncorhynchus kisutch (coho salmon), 3809 nucleotides. RefSeq names its product UPF0687 protein C20orf27 homolog. The record is from RefSeq and is a predicted model, not a curated record. The transcript has 6 exons. Lineage: Eukaryota; Metazoa; Chordata; Actinopteri; Salmoniformes; Salmonidae. The coding region runs from base 250 to 774 and encodes 174 amino acids.